Molecule: messenger RNA, 309 nt
Organism: Drosophila bipectinata
Lineage: Eukaryota; Metazoa; Arthropoda; Insecta; Diptera; Drosophilidae
Source: RefSeq, a predicted model, not a curated record
AUGUCAGGCUACAAGGUGGCUUUUGCCUGUCUUAAAUGUGGAAAUAUCAUCAGCUACAAGUCCUGUAAACUGGGUGAGACUCGUUAUGAUGUCCUAUUAACCACCACCUACAACUUGAUCCUGGAGGACAAGAUUCGAGUAACGAAUGGAGAGAAGUUCCAGAACGUCUACUGUUCGAAAUGCCGCAUGGAGCUGGGCUUGCUUUGUUUGGAAAGUUACUCGAAUCAACAGCUUAAGGGAGUUACGCUGCUCCAGAAGGCCCUACUGAUAGUGUACGAUUCGUAUGAGGUGCCGUUCGAGUUGCCUUGA